AUGCUCGUAACAUUGAAGCACUUCUGCCUAGGCCAUGACCUGGGCUCGCUGUGUUCCUUGCAUCUCAAGGAAUCGGAGCCCUCAAACCUCAGUAUAUCAUCCCUAUGUAGUGCUGUAGUAGGCUACUCAGAUAGACAAACCCAUCUAAUUCUACAGUGUGUUGAGGCUCUAGACAACCCUGCUUGCUUAUCCAAAAAAGACAAUCCACAAUCCAUUCCCAAGUGCAAAGAGCAAGGCGACAAAUUUCCUAAAUUUAAAGUCCAAUUGCUCCCACCCACCACCGUCCACUCCAACCUCCCUAAUCCAAUCCCAAACUACAAUUUCAAAUACACAACACUGCGCAUCGCCACUAUCGUUAUGGAAGCUUUCGAGGAGACCGACGCCGGACUCGAAAAGGCAAUGGGCCUUAUCGAUGAGACGCUCGACAAGGAGGGCCUUCACGGGCUCCGCCUCGAUACGAGCCGCCACGUGCUCGCACGCGCCAAGAUGGUCUCCCACGGGCUGCGCUCAGCUCAGAAGCGCCGCAACAACGCCAUCGUCGUCUACCUCGUCUCGUCCGUCAUCGAGAGGCAGUUGGCCAACGGGGCCCUCGAGCAGGAGCCGCUUGAGGCCGGUCUCCCUGCGCCCGGCAAGGUCGGCGUCCUCACCUACACCGAGUUUGUCCAACGCGUGGGCAAGGACACUCUCCGCGAGUUCCCGGAUGACCUCGUCAUCCUGGCUGACAGCGAGCUCUCGUUCUCAUACGAGGCUGCAAUCGCCCAUAAAGUGAUCGCCUACCACGCACGCUCGGUCCGCGAGGCACGCAAGCAGUCGGUACACCUGAUCACAUUCACCAUCCUGUCCAGUCAUGCCUAUGAGCGGCAGGCCUAUCACGGCACCGGCCUUGAGGAAGUCAGCCACCAGGUGGACAAGCGGAGCGCCCUCCGUCAUGCAGAAGUUGUUGAGUUCACGGCUGGCAGCGACUCAAACACGGCAGUGUUCAAGGCCGCUUUAGACUGCAUCAGGAACGGCAAGACGGUCGUGUCCUUCCUCGAUCCGGUCCUGACUGAAGAUAUCAUGCUGCGGGCAUACCGCUUGCUGUUGACUGAACCGAAUGUGCAGAGGCCUAAGCACAGGACGCUCGUGUCAGACAUGGCAGCGGUGCAGGUGACGGGUGUGUUCGGGCCUCCGUUCAACUCGAACAGCACAUGGGUCACGGUAAGCGCCUUCACUUCCAGCCACGUCCUGCCGAUCGUCAACGUCGGUAUGGUUCUGUCAGGCAUCGAAGUCCCACGCUUCGUCGCGGCAGACUUCGCCCGCGGCGGCCUGCUCGUCAAGGAAGGCCGCCAGUAUAGCGUGCCGGAGAUGGUGCUCCAGCACCUCUACGUCACCGGAGCGUCGCCUGUGUGCACCAGAGACCGAAUCUUCUGCAUGUACUCGCCCGAAGAGCUCUCGGAGCUGCCCAGCUUGGCACCUCAGCGGUUUCUCAACGGCGAGAUCAUGCAAUUCCUGGUUGAGGCCGUCUAUCGCUGGCCCCGCCACCCGCUCCUGACCUUGAGCGUGCGCAUGAGGCCGGAUGAGGUCAGGGUCCUCGCAGAGAUGGUCCGCCGCCUCGUCCGUAUGGGAGUCGUCGAGCCUACGGGGCCCGGCUUUGCUCUCACCGGAAGCAAGGGGGUCCGCCUCCGCAACAGUUUGCUCCCGAUGUUCCCGGACGGCUUCAACGCCUGCGUGCUGCUCUCCGGCCUCGACGGGCUGCCGGUGCGCGUGCAGCGCGUCCUCAUCCGCGCCGGUGCGGUCGCCAUGUACGCGGACAGCCUGAUCGAGAGCCGCGUCGAGGAAAUGACCAGCCAGGACUUCCUCGAGAUCCAGACAGACUGCCACGGCGUAGGCAAAUUGUUGUCACCGCAGGGUAACCUGUGGGUGAUGUUGGGCCUCUACGACAAGGCCAUGAUUCUCAGUGGCAAUCUCGAGAGGCCUCUGCCCCUACUGGCUGGCAAUCGUGUCUGUCUCAGCGAAGCCGCCGUCCGCAAUGUCGCAGACACCGUUGACCGCAUCGAGGGCCUGUAUCAUCUGAGCCCCACCAACGCCGCAGCACAGCCCCUAUCCGAUGCCGACAAGCGCAACAUGAGCUCGCAUCUCAUGCGAGCCUGGUUCGACAAGCUGGUCUUCCUCCGCCGCAGCGGUAACAAUGCGUUCGAUCUCUUGAGCCUGGAAGCAGUGGAGAUCGACUGGAGGGAUUUCUUCGAUCCUGUCGUCUUCUGGAACAGCCGCCCGAACCCGAACGCCGACGACGGCGUGCUGGGUUUCGCUCUUGCGAUGGAGCACUGGGCUGACGACGAAGAGGACCCGAACAAGAUCGGUGCCAUGGCAGUCACUCUCCUUCCGCGUGAGCUGAUCCAGCAGGUCAUGGAAGAGACGCGGUCCGGCGCCGUCGAUGCAUUUGUUUCAAAGUAUCUCUUGGCCGACGAGUGA
Messenger RNA from Thyridium curvatum, 2451 nucleotides. RefSeq lists its product as uncharacterized. The record is from RefSeq and is a predicted model, not a curated record. NCBI's taxonomy places the organism in Eukaryota, Fungi, Ascomycota, Sordariomycetes, Thyridiales, Thyridiaceae. Bases 1 to 2451 code for a protein of 816 amino acids. The transcript has a single exon.